This is a messenger RNA of Aspergillus welwitschiae, 657 nucleotides long. RefSeq lists its product as uncharacterized. The transcript is spliced from 3 exons. The record is from RefSeq and is a predicted model, not a curated record. Lineage: Eukaryota; Fungi; Ascomycota; Eurotiomycetes; Eurotiales; Aspergillaceae. Bases 1 to 657 code for a protein of 218 amino acids.
AUGCCCCCCUCACCCCUCUACACCCCCCAAGACGUCCCCUCCUUCAAGAAGCGUCGCAACCGUCUCCCCAACACCCGCGCAAAGCAACUCCUCCGUGCCGCAGAGCGUGACUAUAAUGAUCCCCCUCCGCCGCCUGGACUGGGCGAGUGCUGCGGGAGUUCGUGUGAUCCGUGCGUCAACGAUCUGUGGAAGGAGGAGUUGGCGAUUUGGAGGGAACGCUGGGGGGAUGGAGCAGUUGAGGAUGGAGGUAAGAAGGAGGAUGAUCAGGGAGAUGAGAGCGAGGGGUGUGCGAAGAUGAAGAUGCCGGGGAGUUGGGAGUGUCAUAUUGCUACCAGGCUGGCACAGUUGUCAAGCAACUCCCUCAGACUGGAGGAGGCUGUUGUCUCCUGUGGCCAGUUUAACUACUGGCACUACAUCGACAGCAACAAGAUCCGAAAGCACAUGGCUGAGCUCAUAGCAGACCGGGAAUUAGGCAAGGCACAUCUCGCGGCGACUGCAGCGUGCGCGCCACAUAUCGCCGGCUCUCUGCCAAAGCAGGCGUCGAGAACCUCAGCGUGGCCAUCCGAACCAGCGCUACAGCAGAAGAUCUUCCAAACGCCAGCUUUGCUAGGUAGCAGGAAUCUUACCUCAACAUCGUGGGCGAAGACGCCCUCCUAG